Molecule: messenger RNA, 951 nt
Organism: Prorocentrum cordatum
Lineage: Eukaryota; Dinophyceae; Prorocentrales; Prorocentraceae
Source: the annotation of a GenBank genome assembly
GUCAAAGCAGAUCGGUUCGGAGGAUCGCGCCGCAUCGCCGAUGCAUCGCCGAUGCGGCUCGAUGUGGGGCCCGGGUGUCUCUACGCCGUCGGCGCGCGAUGCGCCGCGAUGCUCGGACCCCAUCCACUCGAACCCCACAUUUGAAGCCUCUAGGUGGAUAACACCGCGGUGUACAUGGCGACCAGCCACUUGUCGGGCGUCAAGCUCAUGGUUCUCAAAGAGCUGGCUCGUGUGAGCCCGUAUCAUAUCGUGGUCGGGUACGACGUGAAGGCGAAGGUCACCAUGGCGUCCGUCCCCGCGAACGUCGAGGGCAUGCUCCGGAUGUCUGGGGGGGACGCUCGGGAGAUCACGAUCGUGCCCGCUUCGAUGCCCGCCAUGGUGGAGAAGUACGGCGACAAGAUAUCGAACUAUUCGGGCGUCUACCAGGACAAUCCGGCGAAGAUAGCGGUGAUGGACUGGUUCGCGUCCUCGAACUACGAUUACUUGUGGCACGUGGAGGACGACACGUGGGCCCGUGGGUUUGACAGGCUCGCCCUGGAGGUGGCCUCGCGUGAGACGGACCUGAUCAUCAAGAACGCAACGUUCCUUCCCUUCUGGGCCGACGCCAGCAGCUCCUGGCGUGUCGGCGAUCGGGCCAAGCUGCCGACCGGGAGCUUCGUGCACUGCCUCCCCGCUCUGUUCCGCAUGAGCAAGCGAUUUGCACAGUCCGUGCUGCGGGAAAUCCUGGAUUCGGAGAAAACGAAUCAUCACGAGGUUUGGUGGCCGCACGUCGUCCAGAAGGCCAACCUCUCUUGGGAGCCUCUGCCAUUCGCCGACAACUUGCACUUCAACGUGGCGCACGACUCGGCACACAAUGAGUCGCCGCUGUGCAUGGAGGAUCUUCGCAUGAACGAGAGCCUAUGGCUGGUCCAUCCUAUAAAAUGCAUCCAUCACGGUUUGCGUGGUGAAUGA